Molecule: messenger RNA, 321 nt
Organism: Gilbertella persicaria
Lineage: Eukaryota; Fungi; Mucoromycota; Mucoromycetes; Mucorales; Choanephoraceae
Exons: 1
Coding region: 1-321 (106 amino acids)
Source: RefSeq, a predicted model, not a curated record
AUGCCUUCCAUGCAUGUUAUCAAAUACUUUCGUUUGGCUGUCUCUGUCAUUUCUUCUUCUUGUUCUUAUUCCUCAACACUGGGGACUUCUUUUGAGUCUCUACAGAUUCCCUCAUUCUCCAGUUCAACUUCGUCAAAAGACUGUUUGCUUGAACAGAUCAUCACAUCUUCAGUGCUUAAGUCUGCUGCAACUGGAGCAGAAGUGUCACCAUCUUCAUCUGAGACUGUAAGCAGGAUGCCUGCGUGUCUCCAACAAACCUUGAUCGCAUCUGCAUUGGCUUUAUCUCAAGCAGUUUUGGUCCAACGCAUCGCCUGGAGCUGA